Messenger RNA from Linum tenue, 2207 nucleotides. NCBI's taxonomy places the organism in Eukaryota, Viridiplantae, Streptophyta, Magnoliopsida, Malpighiales, Linaceae. The record is from the annotation of a GenBank genome assembly.
UGCAAAACGAUCUGCCGUUUUCAUCAGUAUUAACCGGCGGCGGCGGCGCAGUCGAGUGUUCUAAAAGCCGACGGGCGAAACGAAACCCCCGCCUCGGUCUUCAUCCUCAGAGGCAAAUCAGCGAAUCAUUCACCUUGUAAAUGCGAAAACUCCGGCGCCGGUAAGUCCCGCGAUCGUAAACUUCUCUCCGUCUGGACUUGAGCUUUUCUGUUAUAGGUCACAGACAUCAGUUGCGUUCAAUUGGCGAGCAAGAAUGGGAAGAGGGUUGAAGGGACUGGUGAAGAAGGGAUUGGGGGAGAUGGGUUUCACCGCCGGCGGCGGGGUGAUCAAUUGGUUCCCGGGACACAUGGCGGCGGCCACUCACGCCAUACGCCAGCGCCUCAAGGUUUCCGACCUCGUGAUUGAAGUCCGCGACUCUCGUAUACCGUUGUCGUCUGCAAAUGCUGAUUUGCAGCCUCAGCUGCUGUCCAAACGUCGCGUGAUUGCUCUCAACAAGAAGGACUUGGCGAAUCCUAAUAUAAUGCAUAAAUGGGCAAGUUAUUUCGACUCCUGCAAGCAGGACUGCAUACUUGUCAAUUCGCAUAGCAAGAGCUCUGUCCAGAAGCUUCUUGAACUAGUGGAGUUGAAGCUGAAGGAGGUGAUGUCAAGGGAGCCUACUCUCCUUGUUAUGGUAGUUGGUGUCCCUAAUGUCGGGAAAUCUGCUCUCAUCAAUUCUAUUCACCAAAUCGCGUUGUCUCGCUAUCCUGCACCCGACAAGCUAAAGCGAGCUACAGUUGGUCCUCUGCCUGGAGUCACACAAGAUAUUGCCGGUUACAAGAUUGCUCAUCAGCCUAGCAUAUAUGUUCUAGACACACCAGGCGUGUUGGUCCCUAGCAUUCCCGAUAUAGAAACAGGGCUAAAGCUAGCCCUUGCAGGAUCAGUAAAAGAUUCCGUCGUUGGUGAGGAGCGAAUUGCUCAAUACUUGUUAGCAGUUCUAAACCUUCGCGGCACUCCCCUCUCCUGGAAGCACUGGAACAACAGGAAAAUGGACGGGAUCCGAUACAAGCCCGAGGACAAACAAAGCUACAACCUUAAAGAGCUUCGACAAAAGAGAAGGAAGCAGCCCGACUUCUCCGAUCUCAUCUAUGUCGAGGAUAUGGUGACGGAAGUCCAAUGUGCCCUUUAUCGAACUCUGACCGAAUUCGAUGGCAACGUGGAGGAAGAAAGCGACCUAGAGCAUCUCAUAGAAGAUCAGUUUGGCGCGCUGCAGAAGGCCAUGAAGAUCCCUCACAAAGCAGGAGAAGCUCGGCUGAUGGUGUCGAAGAAGCUCCUAACUCUGUUCAGAACGGGUAAAUUAGGGCCUUUCAUCCUAGAUGAUGUCCCUCAAUAACUUAUAGCAUGUGUUUGGAAUCUAAAUUGUGACUUAAUGCUAUAAGAAUGUGUUUCGUGUGUCCCUUUUGAUUGCCUCUUGUUUCCCUAAUCUUUUAUUAGCCUAUAUGCUGUCUAUUUUUAACCUUCCCCUCAAUCUCCAUUAACGGAUAACUAUUUUUAGGCACAUGAUUCCCUGAUUAGACCUAUAAAAUCCAAACCAUCUUCAUCCUAAUGAGCAAUUCGAUUCAACUCAGAUCAAAGCGAUUCAAGAUAUUAACAUUUCCCCCCACUGCCUUCUUCAUCAACAUCAUCAUUUAACCAUGUCAGGGUACAAUAAGAAGGCCGUGGCUGUCCUCUUCUGCAUGGCAUUGAUACUCAUGCAGACCAGCUUCGCCGUGGCCGACGACUCCGCUGCUCCGUCGCCCGACGAGGCGUCGGCGAAGAAAGCAGCCGAUUGGGAUAAAUUCUCUUUCGAUCGCACGUCCAUGUGCUGCAACAAACUGAUCACGCUCUGCUGCGACAAGACUGCCAACCAGAUGACUGAUAGCUCUGCUCCAGCUCCCUCCAUUGUCUAGCGAUCAUCGUCGUUGUCGUCGUCAUCUGCAUCGAUGCAUCGCCUAAGCGCAUUCAUAUGCAUUCGAUCAUAUACAUAAAUUUUAUGGAUAUGAAUCCAAAGACUGUUGUGAUUCCUUAACUUUGUAGUGUGUACUGUGUAGGCAUACAAAUUUAUAUAUUUGUAUAGAGAGACAGAGAGAUGAAAUCCCUGUAGUUAAGUUCUGUUUGUUCAACUUCUCAAUAUGAUAACCUAAUAAAUAAAAUUGAAAACUUUCUAAAAUCUGACGUUUGUGAAUUGAAAU